AUGAUUGGUGGCGGACCUACAUACACCUUCCAUCGACUGCUUCGUUCCCGUCGCAGAGGGAGAGGAAUCCAGUACCUGGUAGACUGGGAGGGUUACUGCCCUGAGGAGAGUUCUUGGGUUCCAGCUCGUCAUGUGUUGGACCCCCGGCUCAUCAGAGAGUUCCAUCAGCGCAAUCCCGAGCAACCUUCUAAGAUCAUCACAUCAACGGGCAGAGACACAGGGAGAGUCUCUUCACAUACUGUCAGCUCUUCCGAGGAGGACAGCGAGGGGCCUGCUUCGGAUGAGGACGCCAAUUCCCACAGGGGGCAGGAGAAGGAGGCCGAAAGAACUUUUUCAGAUGAGUACUAA
This is a messenger RNA of Gymnodraco acuticeps, 348 nucleotides long. RefSeq names its product chromobox protein homolog 7-like. Lineage: Eukaryota; Metazoa; Chordata; Actinopteri; Perciformes; Bathydraconidae. The record is from RefSeq and is a predicted model, not a curated record. The coding region runs from base 1 to 348 and encodes 115 amino acids. The transcript has a single exon.